AUGCAGCGCGGCGCGCUCCCCGUGCUGAUGCUCAGCGCUGCCCCGGAGCCUCCGCCGCGCCCGCCGCCCGCCCUGUCCCCGCCGGGCCCGGCUGCCCGCCAUGGCCCGGCUCGAGCGGGCCCGGCCCCGGAGCCGUCGGGGGGCCUGGGCGCCGCGCUCGACAGCAGCCUGCGCGCUGCCGUGGCUUUCAAGGCGGAGGGCCAGCGCUGCUACCGAGAGAAGAAGUUCCGCGAAGCCAUCGGCAAGUACCACCGGGCGCUGCUGCAGCUGAAGGCGGCGCAGGGAGCCCGCCCCGGAGGCCUGCCCGCCCACGCCCACGCCCCCGGGCCUGCCACCAGCCCCGGGCCGGCCCGGCUCAGCGAGGAGCAGCGGCGCCUGGUGGAGAGCACCGAGGUGGAAUGCUAUGACUCGCUCACAGCUUGCCUGCUGCAGUCGGAGCUGGUGAACUACGAGCGUGUGCGCGAGUACUGCCUCAAGGUGCUGGAGAAGCAGCAGGGCAACUUCAAGGCCACCUACCGCGCCGGCAUCGCCUUCUACCACUUGGGCGACUACGCGCGCGCGCUGCGCUACCUGCAGGAGGCCCGCAGCCGGGAGCCCACAGACACCAACGUGCUCCGCUACAUCCAGCUGACUCAGCUCAAGAUGAACCGCUGCAGCCUCCCGCGGGAAGACAGUGGGACCCGUGCCGGGCCACGGGACGUCAUUGGCUGAGGCCACCCAGGGGACUGUCCCCAUUCCUCUUCCCUUCCACCGAGUCUGUAAACACCCCCCCCCCCCCAAGCUUGUGUUGGUUGGUAAAGCACUUGUCACUGGUGA
This is a messenger RNA of Suncus etruscus (white-toothed pygmy shrew), 816 nucleotides long. It is a transcript of the gene TTC9B, whose product is annotated as tetratricopeptide repeat domain 9B. Gene Ontology annotation, molecular function: protein binding. NCBI's taxonomy places the organism in Eukaryota, Metazoa, Chordata, Mammalia, Eulipotyphla, Soricidae. The record is from RefSeq and is a predicted model, not a curated record.